Drosophila elegans is the source of this 1210-nucleotide messenger RNA. RefSeq lists its product as uncharacterized. NCBI's taxonomy places the organism in Eukaryota, Metazoa, Arthropoda, Insecta, Diptera, Drosophilidae. The coding region runs from base 107 to 1210 and encodes 367 amino acids. The record is from RefSeq and is a predicted model, not a curated record. The transcript has 2 exons.
CAACUGCUGUCGCGAUUCGGAGGAGGUUUAGUUUCCCUUCGACCGGGAACGGCAACGGUCGCAUUUGAAAUACAUUAUUAACCUAAGGAAGGCUUAGUAUCCAAAUAUGCAGUGGUUACUGUGUACUGCCCUUUUGCUCUUUGUGGCAUGGAGUUAUCCUGCGCAGGCAGUUCGGAUAUCUGCUCUACAAGUAGAGCAACGCUUGCCGCAAAAGCAGGCCAAGAUUGGUUCCAGAACUCAUCCCAUCGAGUAUGUCCUGCUGCCAAGUGCUCGUGGUGGAUAUAGAAGGCGUUAUGUCCACACUUUGGGAAAAGCAGCUCCCACAACAACCACCGAACGUCCACUAGUUCGGGUUUGGAACAGUUUCGUGCGCAGUGUUCAGCCCGCCUUCAGUUUCCGCAAUCUGACUAAUCCACUGGCCAACUUUUUCAACGACGGCAGUGCCAACAUUAUUGAGACCUCGCCCGUCUACCUGCAGGCCUACGAUGACGACCAGGAGCUGCAGCUGGAGGAACCUGCAGCGGUGGCCCCGCAGAGUUCUAACAAACGCAAACGAAAGCGCCGCAAGCAGCAGAAGCACCGACCCGUCUACGAUUCGCAAGAGAACGACGAUGCUUACGGCUCUUAUGAUCCCUACUUCGCACCACCUCCUCCGUCGCCAUCCGCACAUCCCAUGUUCUUCUACGACACCAACUCCGGCAGCUACUACGGAGUGCAGCGCUUCAGUCCGCAGGACUUCCAAGCCAAUUUCUACAACUUCAAUGACCAGCCGCAGAGCGAACCGGAGGAGACCGAUGGCGAUCCGGAGGAGGAGGCUCCCGUGAUGAGGAGGCUCGGCACCAGGAAGGUGACUCUGCUGCGCCCGCUGCCCGUGUCAUCGGUCAAGGGUCAGUCGCCACCAAAAAAGGUGACAGAAGUCAGCAGGCCAGAACCGACCACUGAGAACGAAGAUGCAGUCGAGGAAACCGACAGCAGCGCACCGAGCGAUGCAACGUCUAACGAUGAAGAUGAAGACGAUGGCGAUAUGGAAGCCAACUCACCACUCUCCGAGAGCAUGCGCAAUACCCUGGGCACGUACAUGCGCGACGACAGCCACACCCGCCAGCGCCAGAGGCUCGCAAGCGAUGGAGCAGCAGGAGCCCGCGAUUCCGGCGCCAAAGUCUCGCCCCGCCAUCAUCAACGACGCCUCUUCCGACUGAGCGCCUGGUGA